Messenger RNA from Cucurbita maxima (winter squash), 843 nucleotides. RefSeq names its product ribonuclease DdI-like. The transcript has 2 exons. Lineage: Eukaryota; Viridiplantae; Streptophyta; Magnoliopsida; Cucurbitales; Cucurbitaceae. The record is from RefSeq and is a predicted model, not a curated record. Gene Ontology annotation, biological process: RNA catabolic process. Gene Ontology annotation, molecular function: ribonuclease T2 activity; RNA binding. The coding region runs from base 48 to 755 and encodes 235 amino acids. Gene Ontology annotation, cellular component: extracellular region.
CGUUUUUGUUUUCGAGGUAUUAACGCAUCAUACUAGAAGAUAAGUUGAUGGCAAACAAGAACACUUUCUUCCUUCUCCUAACCAUUUUGAUUUUGAAUGUUUUGAAAGGGUAUGCAAUGGCAUCAAACGAUAGUUCAAAUGAGUUAGAAGAGAUGAAAGCAGUUCCAUUCGAUUAUUAUCAACUCGUGCUACAAUGGCAACCAGCAACGUGCAGCAAUCUCACCUGCCUGAAACCCUGGUCGUCGAGGUUCAGCAUCAACGGCCUCUGGGCUGGCAGCUAUUCUGGUAGCAUUGGACGGUGCAGUGGCAGCGAAUUUCUCCAACAAAACAUUUCAAGCAUAAGAAGAGAGCAAGACGAGGAUUGGCCAAGCCUGGUGGUCAUAGGCUCAAACCCAGCAGUAUGGGGCGAGGAGUGGGAUUUACACGGAACCUGCUUCGAGACUCCGACCUUUCAAAUCUCAGACUAUUUCCGAUUAGCUCUGUACCUUUUCUGGAAGAGCGACGUGCUGCAGGCGCUUGAGAAAUAUGGGAUGGAACCCGCGGAUGGGCGGCGAUAUCUAGCACCGGACUUUGAAUCUGUCCUCAACGUUAGCUUUGGGAAGCCUGCUCUGCGCUGCAGCCGCAACGUGAAGUAUAAUCUUCAGUAUCAGCUGGCGGAAGUGGGUCUGUGCUUCGACAAGUGUCUUCGCCACAUCAACUGCCCUUCCCAGUAUUCUGCUGCCAAUGGCUGUCCACGAAAUCAAUUUAUCCUCUAGGAUUAGCAAAGCAACUUUAAUAAAUGGAAAAAGGGAUGUGUGUUGUGUUGACGUCUCUUAAAUAAAAUUCUUUUGUGCUUUUUAAGUC